UUUGCGUCUUUUUAUCAUGUUUUCCAAAAGUGUCCCUUGAAAAGUAUUUUCCACGGUUUUUCGACGAAUUUUUGGAAAUUUAUUGAAUUUACUUCUCUUCUGUGAGUUGACGUUAUUGAAUAAAAAAAAAUAUCGUCACGAAAAAGCGAAAAGAGGUAAAAUGGCGACAGAGAGCUUCGCCUAUUUACAGAAGGUGAUUACGGAUCCCGAGACGACUAUUGUCCAGGAGCAAAUUAAAGGCAAUGUCGCUAAGAUGCUCAUUAUUUUACCCGAUGGCGAUCAAAAAAUGAUCGUCUUUGAUAUUCCCCUCGAAAAUUGUACAGUCUUAAAUUUAUUGCAACAGGCCUCCGUACCACACAAUUCAGAUACGGUAAUUUCCUUGGUUCACGAUCCAAGUAAAUUUGGAAUCAAUUAUAUUGUCGAAAUUCAAGGCACCGAAUCGGGGGAGCAAAUUGCAGCUUCUGAUAUUGGUAUUCCAUUAGCAGAAGAUGGCAACUCUUCAACUUCGCAAGUCGAGGAAGUAGUAUAUAAGGUGGGAGAGCUUGCUGUUUGUCCCCACUGUGGAUUUUUGUCCUCGACUUUUCACAGAUGUCAGAGAUGCAAAAGAAAAUUGUCCGAGGGUGUCAAGUCCGUUCCUGAUAACUACUAUGUUAAGGAAACGGCGGAAAUCGCUCUUCCCUGUGAAAACUCGGACGAAGAAAGUAGCGCUCCCUCUCCGAAAAUGAGGAAGUUAGAUAUAGAAAUUGCAGAAUUUAGUGAGGCUACACAGUACGAAGAAUGCCAAUUCUCAAGUGAAACUAAUAAUUUAGUGGAAGAGGAAUUUAAUGAAGAAUCUCACCAUAACUUGGUGGAUUGCUUUGAAGAAUCCUUACACAUAAAACUCACCUGUCGCACUGUUAGAAUAGGCUCCUACAAAUACGUACCGCCAGAAGAUGUUAUGAUAUCCGAGUACGGUUUACGAUUAAUUGUUCCAACCUUAGAAGAUGAAAAGAAAUUUGUGAAAGUAGAUGUAAUGUACGAGGACAUCGUGAGGGUCCUGAUUCAUUUCGGGAGACAUCUUCCUGUACUUUUCUUUUUUACUUCGACGAGAGCUGGGCAGAAUAUUAGAAAUGCUGUAGGAAUGGUUGACCCGAGUGGUCUUUAUUACGAUCCUGCAAGUCAAGAUCGCACACAUAAGAGAAUAACUCUUUUACCUAAUACUAUUAGUGACGAUGCAAAAAAAUUGCUGAAAAAUUGGUUUGAAUCAAAGCUUGAAGAACUGAGCUUGUCGGAAGCGAAUGACAUUCUUGUGAGAGCAACACCGAAAUUACCUGCCGGUAACAGACGAACUAGAAGACCUUUCGUACAAGGACAAGGACACUUAUACAAUGCUGGUAUAAAGAAAUUUUAGAAGUCUUCACUUCAAGGAAAUCGAAUUUGAAGAAGAUCCGUUUAAAUUGUAUAAACAAUAAUCCGAUUAUUAUAUUUAAAGAAAAUCCUCAUGUGAUAGUAAGAAGUCCACUUUUAAGGGAUUAAUUAUAAUUAAUUGCCAGAAGAAUAAUUAUUGUAAGAUUAAGGAAAAAAGUACAAAAGGAUAUUAGAAUAUUAGAAAAUAAGAUGACUUGUUUGUAGAGAUUUUUUUUGACACUAGUAGUAUUAUUUUUUUCAGCCUAAAAAGGAAAGGUCAAAUUUAAUCAAAUCUUUGAUCUUUCUUUCCUUUAAAGACUUUUAAUCAAAUCUGUGGACUUUAAAUCUUUUUUCUAAUUUUGUGUUGCAUGCGAAUUUGAAUUGUUUGACGUUUGAAUAAAAUGAUUGAA
This is a messenger RNA of Belonocnema kinseyi, 1796 nucleotides long. RefSeq lists its product as uncharacterized. Lineage: Eukaryota; Metazoa; Arthropoda; Insecta; Hymenoptera; Cynipidae. The coding region runs from base 161 to 1390 and encodes 409 amino acids. The transcript is spliced from 11 exons. The record is from RefSeq and is a predicted model, not a curated record.